CUCUUUCUCUAUCACUUUAUCUCUCUCUCACCCUCCCUCCCUCCCCCUCUUGCUCCCUCUGGUUGGCUGUUUGCAGGCAGCCCGGGCUCUGCAGCUGCAGCGGGCCGACUCCUGCGAUGCUCUGUUAGCCACGGCCACGGCAGCAGCAACAGCAGCAGCGGGAGGGGAGGAGGAGGAUGGCACAGGGAUGGAGCUCACCCAGCUCCUCGACCGAAUCAGAGCGCAGUGCGACCUGAGCAGACUUUCCAGCCCGGGCUCAAAUCCAGUCCCAGGCUUGGCCGGGCCCAGCCGCUCUGGAGCUGGAGCAGCAGCAGCAUCAGCAACCCGAACACACGGAGGAGCUCUCAGUGAGGAGGAAGCAGCGUGGGCGCAGGUGAGCCUCGGAGGCGCCGCACUGAGGGAGGCACGGGCCGAGCUAGCCGAGGCCAGGAAGCAGUGGCACUCCCUGCAGGUGGAGAUUGAGACUCUACAUGCCUUGGAGAAAGGCCUGGAGAGCUCCCUCCAGAACACCCAACGGCAGUACUCCAAUCAGCUGCAGGACCUUUCCCAGGUGAUUGCUGGGCUGGAGAGUGAGCUGGAGCAGGUGAGGAGCGGUCUUGCCACGCAGCGCCAGCGCCACAGUCAGCUGCUCAACACCAAGAUGAAGCUGGAGCGAGAGAUUGCCACUUAUAGACGUCUGCUGGAGCGUGAAGAGGGCAGAUACAUGGGCCGUAAUGGGCAGCCAAUGGGUUUGCGGCCCUGGAGGUCUUUUGUGGUGAAACCAAAGGAAAACGGGCUGGAGAACGACUUCAGUGACCCUGCUAUCACUCCGGAUGAGCCCAAGUCAGAGCCCCUACCUGAAAUCCCUUCACUCCUCCCAGCAGAGAAUGGGCAAAAAAAAAGCUCCAUACUCCAUAGACAGCAAAGCCUUGUGAUACUCACAGAGCCAGAGCAAGAUAAAGACUUGCCCAUCUCCACUGUGAAGACUCAGGAGAUUCUUCAGGGGAAUGUGGUGCAGGAGAGCGCAGAGGGUCAUGGCACCAUCGAGACGGAGAAGAUCGACAAGGUGAUAAAGCAGUGGGAGGGCUCCUUCUUCCGAGGAAAUCCCAAAUUACGGAAAAAGUCUGUUUCGCUCCGCUUUGACCUGCACAUGGCCGCAGCAGACGAGGGGUGCGCCCAGACUAAACAAGACAGCCUCCCUGACGUGGAGGUGCGUCUUAUCAUGAAGAGAUCACGCAGCAUCCCAAGCAUCACACAGUAAUAACUCCGUUGGUGGUUGGCCAUAAUCGACAUUGGUUUCCCCCUGUUGCAGCUGCCUGUGGUAACACUGGUGAUGUGUCAUUAACAUCUGGGAAAUUGCAAUCCCAUUAUGCUUACUAUGACUUUCAGUUUACAUCAUUCAUAAGUAUUCCACUGAAAACUUUGCAUCACAACCGAUGACUGAGUUUUUCUCAAAAAUUCACUCUGGCAGGAUAAGCAUCACCCAUCAGGCUUUUGUGCUAAUCUAAUGGGGCCAUUUUUAUAGAGUAUAUACUAUAGCAGACCUAUACAUUCACUACAUUACACAGGAUAACAGUUUAAUGUAUAAACAUAUUUCUCCAUCAUCAUUCUAGAUGAAGAAAAAGUGUCUGUCAUUCGUUCAGUAUGAGGUCACAGGUCAAAAGAGAUUAUAUCGACUAUAUGACUCAGCUUAACUACGGCAUUUCAUUCUAAUUAACACUUGGUACAGGUGGCUGAGUGCAGAGAUAGAUGGAGAUAAAUGAAGACGAGGAGUCACAGAGUUCUAUGACCUGAUGGGGACUAGUUGAGGGUGGAUUACUUUAAAGUUUUUCUGUCAGGGACUGUACGAAAAUGAUAAGGGGCAGGGGACUCAGAGAUUUUAUGGGGAGAGUAUAACUGAACAUCAUUUGUCAGUAUCCUACAACAGCUCCCACCUUCACUUCAUUCUGCGUCUUAACAGAAGGCACAACGACAGUCAAAUUAAAUGUCUUUAAAAAUGUAAAUGCACCAUAUAAAAUGACAGUGACGGUAAAUUGGCCCUUCCACUUCUAUCUGAACAUUAUUAUUCCAUUAACUUUUUAAGGUUUAAAUCGGAGUACACCUUUGUGCACUCUCAGUUAUUAAUGGCAAUAUCAAUCAUAUCAAUCCAAUGGUGUUAUACUACUUUGAGAUAUUGUGUGGAGCGUGUUUCAAUCUACCUUUAAGUCAAUGGAAGGGUCAAAUCAAAAUGUGAAUAACACCUGGGAGGGCUUUUUUGUUCGUUUGUUUGUUUGUUUUUUAAAAAGUGAAACAUAAUAUGUAGCCCUCCUCCCCACCCUAAUCAUUUUCAUGCAGUCCCUAAACACUUGCACUGCAGACACAUACAGCACUUAGAAGAACAUCAGCACUGGGAGCUAUUCAGAAUGUGUGUACUCUGAGGGUCUUUCGUCACUGCGGUUUAUUCUCUGUGUGGAGACUAAAAAAUUGAAAAUUGCAACUCAUACUGAUAAUGUAAGCUAUAUUUUAUAAUGCAUUGUCUUAAAAAAAAAACCCCAUAAAAAACAUAACUGCUCACUGUGAUCUUACUAGCAGUGAGGCUCUUAACACCCACCAUGUGUCUCCAAGAAUUUAGAUCCCCUUUUAACCAGCAGAGGGCAGUAUUUGUAAAUAGUUAACACUGCAGUGUAUCUUCAAUGCUCAACUCGGGUUGUGUAACACAUGCUAUCUGUUACACCUUAAAAAAUAAGAGUUUUUAUGCUAAGUUUUGAGUUGGCACCAAAGAUAUUAAUAUAUUAAAAAUAAGAAAUGGACCAUUGUGCAUUGCAUUUAGGUGCCUCAGAGUAUGUUGAGAA
Molecule: messenger RNA, 2810 nt
Organism: Scomber scombrus (Atlantic mackerel)
Lineage: Eukaryota; Metazoa; Chordata; Actinopteri; Scombriformes; Scombridae
Product: keratin-like protein KRT222
Exons: 6
Coding region: 188-1240 (350 amino acids)
Molecular function (GO): structural molecule activity
Source: RefSeq, a predicted model, not a curated record